Molecule: messenger RNA, 699 nt
Organism: Doryrhamphus excisus (bluestripe pipefish)
Lineage: Eukaryota; Metazoa; Chordata; Actinopteri; Syngnathiformes; Syngnathidae
Product: troponin I, fast skeletal muscle-like
Biological process (GO): skeletal muscle contraction; cardiac muscle contraction
Cellular component (GO): troponin complex
Source: RefSeq, a predicted model, not a curated record
UAUCAUAUUUUCUAUGCGAUAUAUAGACACGCCUCGGAGAUCCUCACCACCGUCCUCUUCUCCUCCUUCUCCUCCUCUUCGUCCUUUCAGCAGGGUGACAGGAAGACGCCAACAUGUCUGACAAAAAGAUGUCAUCCAGCCGCAGGCAUCACCUCAAGAGUUUGAUCCUGCACAUCGCCUUCGCCUGGAUCGAGCAGGAGAAGAAAGACCUGGUGGUGACCAAGCAGGCCUACCUGGCCGAGCACUGUGUCAAACCCAGCAUGAGCGGAGACCAGGCCACCCUCAUGGACACGUGCAAGAAGCUCAACGCCCUCAUCGAUAAGGUGGACGAGGAGCGCUACGACAUGGAGGCCAAGGUCAGCAAAGCUGACAAAGAGAUUGAAGACCUGAAGAUCAAAGUCAUCGACCUGGCGGGAGUCAAGAAGCCCGCUCUGAAGAAGGUGCGCAUGUCUGCCGACGCCAUGUUGAAAGCUCUGCUGGGCUCCAAACACACCGUCAACAUGGAACUCAGGGCCAACCUCAAGCAGGUCAAGAAGGAGGUCAAAGAGGAGCCAGCAGAGGCGGUGGGCGACUGGCGGAAGAACAUCGAAGACAAAGCGGACAGGAAGAAGAUGUUUGAGACUUCCUAAAAGAAUUUGCUCAUCACACUUUUCAUUUUUUGUGGAAUCUUUCAUUAAAUCUUGUCUCACUUUCACUUUA